Messenger RNA from Octopus sinensis (East Asian common octopus), 3735 nucleotides. RefSeq names its product ATP-dependent DNA/RNA helicase DHX36. Gene Ontology annotation, cellular component: intracellular anatomical structure; cytoplasm; nucleus. The transcript is spliced from 29 exons. Gene Ontology annotation, molecular function: G-quadruplex RNA binding; DNA helicase activity; ATP binding. The record is from RefSeq and is a predicted model, not a curated record. Bases 309 to 3602 code for a protein of 1097 amino acids. Lineage: Eukaryota; Metazoa; Mollusca; Cephalopoda; Octopoda; Octopodidae.
CUUAAACCGGAGAAGAAAAUUGCAUCCCUCACAUGUGAUAACAGUAACUAGAUCACAACACCAAAUACCGUAGAGGUCAGCUUCUACUUUUCAGUAAAACCCAAAUUACACAAUCUCUAGAAUCGAUUAAAUCGAUCCUGUUUAAUACUAGCGAAGUAAAUGCCAAUACAAUUCAUUUUUCAUCGAUCCACCCGGCUUAAUUUUCCGAAUUCAUCGCCCAAUGUCAAAAACGAAGUCCUCUCACAGGCUCCGGUGCCUUUAAUUAUACGGAGAACAUUUUAUUGUCCGACACCGGUUGGCGGUGUCCUAUGAAUUUCCCAAUAUUCCGUUCAAUGCGUUUAUCUUUUCACGCAUUGAGAAUGUCAUAUCGGGAAAGAGGUCGCCGAUCCUUUGAUCAGGGCUAUGGUGGAGGAAGACACGGUGGAGGUGGCCACGGAAGAGGCGGUCGAAAGUACCAGGACUAUGACAGUGCUGACAAUGGAAGAGGUCGUAAAAAUUUCGACCGAGACUUUGGUGGGAAUCACAUGAGAGGCAGUCGAAGGCUUAACGAUCAAGGCAAUAAUGACAGUGCAGAUAAUGGUCCUCACAGACAUCCACCUGGCUUGAAAGGGAAAGAGAUUGGAUUGUGGUACAGUCGACGCAGUCGCGCCAAGAAGGAAAUGCAAGACAAACAGCAACGUCCAAUGAUAAAAAUGGACAGUCGGCAGGAAAAUAACAUCCGGGACAUCUUGGAUCAGUUUGGAUCCGGCCCAUCCAGCAGCUCUCACCCUCAUCAGUACCACCCCAGUUCCCACCACACCACUGACAUCAGGGAUUGCCGUGACAACGACAGAACACAGAAAGCCUCAUCGGACGACUGGUUCAACAUGGACUCAGCCCACGAGGAGACCAAACCCAACAGCAGCAGCAAGUCAUUGGAAUCUCCCGUUUGGCACACCUCGUCUCCAAGAAUCAAGGAAAAUGCUUAUAAUAAAGAUGGCGACAACGACGAGGGUGAAGUUGGUCACGAUGACAAUGAUAAUGUCGAAAUGUCAUCGCAGUUGGCCGAGAGAAGCAACAGCUGUGACAUCUUGGCUUCUGUCACAGAAGUGAUGAAGUUUUACAAAGAAGAAACCGAUUAUGGAAUUGAUCCAGCAUCGGAUGACUUCGUGCCAAGUUCCAGUAUCAAAUGCAAUCCUUCGCUGGAUGCAGCAUACCAGAAGGACCUCCAAGAACGGUCAAAGAGUACCAGCUACCAAAAAAUGCUUCAAUUUCGGAAGAAAUUGCCAUCAUACGACAUGAGAAAGGAACUUGUAGAUAAGAUUCAGAACAACCAAGUGGUGGUCAUUAGUGGAGAGACUGGUUGUGGUAAAACAACUCAGGUACCUCAAUUUAUCUUGGACGACUACUUAGAACAAGGAAUGGGUUCAACGUGUAGCAUCAUCUGCACACAACCUCGGCGAAUCAGCGCUGUUUCUGUUGCUCAAAGAGUUGCCGAUGAACGUGACGUAGCAUGCGGACAGGGCAGCGAAGUGGGGUUCCAGAUUCGCUUGGAAAGGGAGCUUCCACGAGAGAGAGGAUCCAUACUAUUCUGUACGACUGGUAUUGUGCUGAAAUGGCUGGAAUCUGAUCCGUCGUUACUCCGGGCCUCACACAUUAUCCUUGACGAGAUCCACGAACGGGAUCUUCUCUCGGACUUCCUCAUGGUCAUCAUCAAAGAUCUCUUGGUCACUCGGCCGGACAUUAAAGUGAUUUUGAUGAGUGCGACCCUCAACGCAGAAAUGUUCUCCAUCUACUUUGGUGGUGCCCCCAUGAUCAACAUUCCUGGAUUUACUUACCCAGUCAAAGAAUACUAUUUGGAAGACGUCUUAGAAAUGACAAAUUAUCAGCCACCUGAAGCCAAGCGUCCGAAAUGGGGCAUGAGAGGAAUGGCUAAUGCCAGGAAGGAAGAAACGGAAAGACAGCAAAUGAAGGAUUGGAUUCGUGAGACAAUACAAGGAAGCUACAGCCCUGCUACCUGUCACUCCCUUGCUUCUAUGGACCAUAAAUUCAUUGAUAUCGAACUCGUUGCUGAACUUAUCAAGUAUAUUUGCUACAAGAAAGAGGAUGGUGCCAUUCUUGUAUUCCUUACUGGUUGGGAAGAAAUCCGAAAAACCAACGACCUCCUCAACAAAGAUCCUACAUUCAACAGUCGGAAUUUCCGCAUUAUCCCAUUGCAUUCAUUGAUGCCAACUGUAAACCAGAGAGAAGUGUUCAACCGACCCCCAGUAGGGGUUCGCAAGAUUGUACUGGCUACAAACAUCGCGGAGACAAGUAUUACUAUUGAUGAUGUUGUCUACGUCAUCGAUUGCGGAAAAAUCAAGGUGAAACAUUUUGAACCAGAGAAAAACUUAACAUCGCUUGAACCGCAACUGGUGUCCAAAGCAAAUGCUAAACAGCGCCGUGGACGAGCAGGCAGAGUGCAGCCAGGUGAGUGUUAUCACCUGUAUUCCUCAUUUACUGAGACAACACUGGAUGACUAUCUCUUACCUGAAAUGUUGAGAACACGGCUAGAGGAACUCUGCUUACAAAUUAAGUUAUUGAAGUUGGGAAAAAUUAUUCCAUUUGUGGAGAAAGCGAUCCAGACUCCGUCAUUACAAGCAUUAAACUCAGCCAUCAAAAUCUUACAAGACCUGAAUGCUCUCGACCAGGAUGAAAACCUCCUCCCACUGGGCAAACACUUGGCCCGCAUGCCUGUCGACCCACAUUCCGGCAAGAUGAUCCUGUUUGGUGCCAUGUUUUGUUGCCUUGACCCCAUCCUCACAGUUGCUGCCAGCUUGAGCUUUAAAGAUGCUUUUGUUAUCCCCUUGGGAAAGGAGAAAGCAGCGGAUCAACAGCGGAAGAUGUUGGCUGAAGGAAGCAAGAGCGACCACAUUAUGUUAAUUAAUGCAUACAAGGGUUGGAGAAAGUCUGUGGCUGGACGUUAUGAUUAUUCCUACUGUCACCAGAACUUUCUCUCUUCCAACACACUUAAGCUGCUGAAAGAGAUGAAGGGUCAGUUUGCAUCCCUGAUCCACCAACUUGGCUUCAUAUCACAACCAAAUCCAUCAGAGAGAAAUGCUAACAAAAAUUCUGAUAACCUGGAGUUGAUAAAAGCUAUUAUUUGUGCCGGUCUUUACCCAAAUGUUGCCAAAGUACAGAAACCUUCGAUGGGUAAAAGACCCACCAUACUACAGACCAAGAUAGAGAAGAGGGUCUCCCUCCACCCGAAAUCUGUCAAUUCCACAGAAUCAGUGUUUGAAUCAAAAUGGUUGAUUUACCACCAAAUGUUGAAGACGUCAGGGAUCUACCUCCAUGAUUGUACCAUUAUCUCACCCUACCCACUUCUAUUCUUUGGUGGACCAAUAGGCAUCAAAAGGGAUGGUGACCAAGACUGCAUCACGGUGGAUGAAUGGAUCGUUUUCCAGGCCUCUCCAAAAACAGCAGCUCUUGUGAAGGAUUUACGCACAGAACUGGAUCAAUUGCUCGAAGAGAAAAUCAGCACCCCGGGCCCCACCGAUUGGGGUGUGAGUAAGAAGGAAGGGGCCUUAAUGAAGGCCAUUAUUGAUCUUGUCAUCCAGCCAUGCCCAUCACCACAAUUUUAAGGGGUCUACAUUGUGAAUAUGAAGGCCUUGGAUCUGCAGAUCUCAUGUGAACAACAACACAAACCCAUUCAACUUAAAACUGUGUACAUUUUCUUGUAAACUUGAUAAUAAUAAAUCUUAACGUUAUCACAUC